UGUUAGCCUCUAUAUAUUCUUCUCCUUCCCAGCACAUUUCACAUCCGAAUCUAGGGUUUUUAUCCUCUUCUCCAGCCGCCGCCGCGCCACCGGCCGCUCCUCCAUCCCUUCUGCCAAUGGCGACCACUCACGCGAUCAGCAAGAAGCGGAAGUUCGUGGCGGAUGGCGUGUUCUUCGCGGAGCUUAACGAGAUGCUCACCCGUGAGCUCGCCGAGGACGGCUACUCCGGCGUCGAGGUCCGUGUCACCCCCAUGCGCACCGAGAUCAUAAUCCGCGCCACCCGCACCCAGAACGUCCUCGGCGAGAAGGGCAGGAGGAUCAGGGAACUGACUUCUGUGGUUCAGAAGCGCUUCAACUUCCCGGAGGGCGGCGUCGAGCUCUAUGCCGAGAAGGUGAACAACCGCGGCCUCUGCGCCAUUGCCCAGGCUGAGUCACUCCGCUACAAGCUCCUCGGUGGACUCGCCGUCAGAAGGGCAUGCUAUGGUGUUCUACGGUUUGUCAUGGAGAGUGGUGCCAAAGGCUGUGAGGUUAUUGUUAGUGGGAAGCUCAGGGCCCAACGUGCUAAAUCCAUGAAGUUCAAGGAUGGAUACAUGAUCUCUUCUGGCCAUCCUGUCAACCUAUAUAUUGACUCAGCUGUGAGGCAUGUUCUCCUGAGACAGGGUGUGCUUGGUAUCAAGGUAAAGAUUAUGCUCGACUGGGAUCCAAAGGGCAAGCAAGGGCCAACCAUGCCUUUACCUGAUCUUGUUACAAUUCACCCCCCAAAGGAAGAGGAUGAGCUCUUGAGGCCCCUUGCACCAGAAAUCCCAGUUGCUUAAGUAAAAAAGUUUAGAUAUGAUUUGACCUAGUUUUGCAUUCAUGUAAUGUUCAUUAUUAACAUUGUCGCAAGUAAAAAGAGUUCUACUUUUUGAAGUUGCAAACAGUGGCAAUCAAUAUAUUCUUUUUGCUUCUUUUCUCACUACGGCAUUGGAGCUUGAUAAUAGUUUAUUGUGGUUCACUUGACAUUUAAUUUAGGCAACUUGUCACAUUUUUUAGGUCAUUGUGAGUAAGCCAAUGUUAGUUGCAAUAUUGCAAUUCUCUAAUUCUUUUGUAUUUGUAUGUAGGAUUGUGGUUGACAUGAUCCAUUUCUUUAGAAAUAUUCAUGGUUUUGAUUGUUAGCCUAUGAUGCUUGCAGGAUAGUGUGUAUCGGCUUUACGCUACUUUAAUGCGUCUUUUGCCGAAAGUGUUUCCUGCAAUAACAAUUUGAGGAAAGUGGGCAGUUGGGUUAAGCUUAUCUGCUUUCUCCAACAAUCAUUUUCCUCUCAUGUAGCCAGCAUCAUAUUUAUGUGUUUCAUUGUCUCCAUUGUUUUUGGUAUAGCUUUCCAUAGCUUUUGAUUGGCUGGAUGUUUCUGCUUUUACACAAUAGAAUCUAAAGCUGUCAGAAUGGCUUAUGGAUUGGCUUUUUUUACAUCUGCGCACAAGUUUUCUUCAGUUCCGAAUGGCAUGUUACUAUGCAGGAUAGUGUGUAUCGGCUUUAUGCUUUCUUCUAUGCAUUUUUUGCCGAAAGUGUUUCCUGCUAUAUUGAUUGAAGGAAAAUGGGCAGUUGGGUUAAGCUUAUAUUCUGUUUUCUCCAACAAUCAUUUUCCUCUCAUGUGUCCAAAUCUAUAUUCUCUGAGAACGAUUUCUGAAUCUUUUGCUAGCCUUGCUAAGCAUUGCAGCAUUUACAUGCUUUUCUACUGCUAUAGUGCAUUACAUCAUUUGUUGCAUGUGAUUUUGUUUUGUUAGGAAAUAUUUGUAGUUUGAAUGCUAAGUGCAGGACUUGUCUAAAUAGGCAUACAACUCGUCAUUGUGUUACUUGCCAUCUGAACUUGUUUCCUGCUAGACCAAUUUGAGAAAAAUGGGCAGUUGAGUUAGGCCAAUGUCUUGUGGUUUCCUCAACAAUCAUUUUUCUCAUAGUUUGCCCUUCUGAGUUGAAGCUUCCACUACCUUCAGGAGUUUAAGUUUGCAUCUGUGUAUAUCUAUUGGCUGCAUGUAACUUAGCACAUAGUAGUUGGUAUCAUUGUUUUUUGUGGUUGUGCAUCUGGUUGCUGCAGGAUUUUUGUAUCGGCGGCAUGCUGAUUUUUGUGCAUUGUUUCCGAGCGGUCCUGCAAUAUUGAUCCUAUGGAGGAUGACUUUUCUUCUGCAUUUAGUGUUUCGACCACUGAAUGCAUUCAGCUGUCCUUCGUAUAUAUCCCAUUUGUUGUUUAAAUUAUUGGGAAAACACAGUAACCAGCUCCAUUGUGAUUCACUUGAUAUCUGCAGUAUGCACUCCUGAAGUCUUCGCUCUAAAGUCUUUUUCUAUCCUUAAAAAAAAGUCUUGCUUUCUGAAUUAUAUCUAGAUAAUAUUUGAAAAAAAAUGUGCUGGUUUUCAUUAGUGUUUUAUAAUGGUGGAUGAACUUUUAUGGUUUUCAUCAGUAAGCGAAUUUGACUAACAGGAGAUCAGGUUCUUUUCCUUGUCUAUCUCAAAGACACCACGCGCUGGUGCUGUGGAGUGAGACGCUUGGAUGAUUUGCAAUGUGAUGUUAUCUCCAGUAUGUUUAGGAGUCGCUAACUGCUGUACAGUUUAGCAGGAGGUUAAACAGUGAAAUUGCUGAGAUCUACGUAUAGUAUGCUUAAUGUAUCUACAUACAUUUGUAUGGCAUUCUAUGCUUAAUGUAUCUUAUUUACAA
This is a messenger RNA of Panicum virgatum (switchgrass), 2684 nucleotides long. Its product is annotated as 40S ribosomal protein S3-2-like. Gene Ontology annotation, biological process: translation. The coding region runs from base 117 to 815 and encodes 232 amino acids. The record is from RefSeq and is a predicted model, not a curated record. NCBI's taxonomy places the organism in Eukaryota, Viridiplantae, Streptophyta, Magnoliopsida, Poales, Poaceae. Gene Ontology annotation, molecular function: RNA binding; structural constituent of ribosome. The transcript has 6 exons. Gene Ontology annotation, cellular component: nucleus; cytosolic small ribosomal subunit.